This is a messenger RNA of Nicotiana tabacum (common tobacco), 2496 nucleotides long. Lineage: Eukaryota; Viridiplantae; Streptophyta; Magnoliopsida; Solanales; Solanaceae. The record is from RefSeq and is a predicted model, not a curated record.
AUGGUCAGUGUCUUCUUGCAGGCCCAAGAGCUCGACUACUACCAAAACAUGAUGUCGGCGAUGGGAAAGCCUUUUGUAGAGGUAAUCAAAAUCGGAGAAAUGGUGGAGAAUGGUCUGAAAACGGGUAGACUCUUGAGCCAAGCGGCCAUCCGUGCAACCUCCCAAGCCAUCCAAGGUGGGUCUGGAGGAAUAACGAAGGGAAAUAAAAAGGAAGAAUCGGCCAUGGCCGCAUCAGGAGCGAGGGAAUACCACAAACCCAAGCCCCAUUUUGCAGAAAGGGCCCCACAACACUACUACCCCCAUCAGGAUACGGCUUACACUCCUCAACCGUACAUGGUCAUGAAUGCUCAACCCUUCGCCCGUCCACCGCAACAAGCCAACAAAAACCAAGCUCCACCUCCCCGAAAUCAGCCCACCUACCGGAACCACUACAAUCAACCACCGCCCCAAAAUAACUUCCGCCCUCGCGAACAGACAAGGUCAAACUUCACGCCCAUUGGCGAACCAUACUCCACUCUCUUCCCGAAACUCAGGAAGGAAAACCUGUUGCAGCCUGUCCCUCAGAACAGGCAGAAUCCGGACUCUCCGGCUUAUCAAAGAGGCGUAUACUGCGCCUAUCACUCAGGAGCAGAAGGGCACAACAUUGACAACUGCUGGACCUUAAAGAAAGCCGUGCAAGACUUGAUCAAUCAGGGGAGGGUAGUCUUCACUAAUGAAGACACCCCCAAUGUGACAAACAACCCUCUACCGGCUCACAACAACAGGCCGAUAAUAGGGAUGAUCUGUGAGGACAGAGAGUUUGAUCCUGCGCUGAAAGCCAUAGUCGCCAUUGCUGACACAGAAAGACAGGCAGCCCCGAGACAAGAGAAGAAGGGGAAAGAGGAUGAGACUAUCAAGAAUAAGGUUGAAGCAAAGAAGGAGACUGCCGAAGCCGAUCCGGGAACGACAAAAAUGAUAGCACCUCGAAAAAGGGGAGUUCUUUACCUCCCACGAGGUCGACCAGAAAUGCCUCUGGUACUGAGCGCUCUAAAGAAAUUCAAAAUAAAAGGAUCAAAUCCAAUGAGUGCGCCAAAAGAAGCCUUUGUGGCUCGGGGGACGAUAAAACUACCGUGGCUGGAUGAGCCGGUGUUUAUCGGACGCGUGCCACAGAAGCCUAUGACAGACCCCACCGUCGUACCGUGGAACUACAACCGGUCAGUGGUGACCUAUAAGGGCAAGGAGAUUACAGGUGAAUCGCCAAUAAAUGCCCCCGUCAGGAAGUACUCCGACAUACGGGAAGUGAGCGAUGCUGCCCGGAAACGUUUCCCACUCAAGGUACCUGUAACUAUUGAAGAAGCGGAGGCCUUUUUCCGCGAAUUAAGCAUGCCAGACUGUGAAGUGGUGGAUCAGUUGCGCGAAAACCCUGAACAGGUGUCCAUGUUGUCCCUGUUAACGAAGUCGGCCGAACAUCAGAAGGUCCUGAUGAAAACACUGAAUGAAGCAUAUGUGCCGGCAGGAACUUCAGUCGAGCAACUCGAGCGCAUGGCAGAAAGGUUCUUCGGGGUCAACCAAAUCUCUUUCAGCAAGGCUGAUUUGCCUCCCGAGGGAGCAGCUCAUAACAAAGCCCUACAUCUGAUCGUCAAAUGUGAAGGGUACUACGUGAAGAGAGUCAUGGUAGACGGAGGCUCGGGGGUUGACAUCUGUCCACUCUCUACACUCCAGAAGAUGGAGAUUCAAACGUCAAAAAUCCGCCCCAAUAAUGUAUGUGUUAGGGCUUUUGACGGGAUCAAGAGAGAAACGCUCGGAGAGAUAGAUCUGACAUUGGGUAUAGGCCCUGUGGAAUUCGAGGUGACCUUUCAGGUACUGGACAUGGACACUUCCUACAACUUUCUCCUAGGAAGACCUUGGUUCCAUGCUGCUGGGGCAGUGCCAUCCACCCUCCACCAAAUGGUAAAGUUUGAGCAUGAAGAUCAGGAGAUCGUGGUCCACGGGGAAGACGAACAUGCCAUCUACAAAGAUCCGUCUAUCCCGUGUCUAGCGGCAAGAGAAGGGAGCGAGCAUAUCGUCUAUCAGGCCUUCGAUAUUGUGAUGGCCGAUCAAUAUGAAGAGGGAAGUCCUUGUCCACAACCUUUCCUUUUUAAUGCCUCGAUCAUGGUGGCAAAAGAGAUGCUCAGACACGGCUUCCAGCUGGGAAGAGGUCUGGGAAAAUCCCUACAAGGAAUACCAGUACCAAUAACUUUGCCCACCACCGAGAAGUUCUUCGGAUUAGGCUUCCACCCUCCUCCACAAGACGAGACCUUCGUCAGGCCAAAGUAUGACGAAGAAGAAGAAGACGAGGCCUUCACUGAGGAGGAGAUCGAGGACCUAUGCGGAGCCAUGAGGCAGAUGCUUUAUGACGUCCAUAUGGUUCAAUCGGGAGAAGGUACCAGCACCGCUGAGGUGCAGUAUGUGGGACCAAAUGCUAAGCUACAAAACUGGAAGGCCACGCCAUUCCCGACCAGGCGGGAGCUCCGGUAG